Podarcis muralis (Common wall lizard) is the source of this 1538-nucleotide messenger RNA. It is a transcript of the gene CCS, whose product is annotated as copper chaperone for superoxide dismutase. The record is from RefSeq and is a predicted model, not a curated record. Lineage: Eukaryota; Metazoa; Chordata; Lepidosauria; Squamata; Lacertidae. Gene Ontology annotation, molecular function: copper ion binding. Gene Ontology annotation, biological process: superoxide metabolic process.
GGGCCACUGAUUUCUUUGCCCAGCCGUUAUCUCGCCUUAAAAAGCAGAGGCAUGACAUGCAGAAAUCCAGCAGGGGAAGUUUUUUUCUCUCGCCGCGUCUGCCCCUGUUGUGUUUCUGCCUGCUAUGGCAAACAUGCAGGAAGCCUUCCGUGAGGGUGGGUGGAAUUGUUACCUUUUAUCGGAUGGUUGGAGAAACGGGCGGGGGAUCGUUCAGCGGCAGAACAGACGUGCAAAGUCCUCCUCCAACGGUAGCUCCAGUUAGGAAGGAUCGCGCAGCGAGGAAUGGAAAGGCCCUCCUCUUCCUGAGGCCCUGGAAAGCCAUUUCCAGUCAGAAGAGACAGUACUCAACUAGAUGGACACGUAAUCUGCCAUGCUGGAGUUUGCUGUCCAGAUGGUGUGUCAGAAUUGUGUUGAGGCCAUUCAGUCAUCUCUGCAGGGAAUACCAGGCCUCCAGGUGCUUAACGUCCAGCUGGAAUCACAGAGUGUGCUGGUGGAGACUAGCCUUGGUGCUGAGAAGGUCCAAAGCCUAUUGGAGAGCACCGGACGCAGUGCUGUGCUGAAAGGGAUGGGGGCUGCUGUGCCUGGGAGUCUCGGUGCUGCCGCUGUGGCAAUGGUGUCUGGCCCAGGGUUGGUCCAGGGUGUGGUGAGGUUCUUGCAGCUGUCCCCACAAAGCUGCCUCAUUGAUGGCGCCAUUGAUGGUCUGGAGCCGGGGCUGCACGGCCUGCAUGUGCAUGAGUUUGGGGAUGUCACCAAUUCCUGCGACAGCUGUGGAGACCACUUCAAUCCUCAUGGGGAAUGUCACGGGGGGCCCCAGGAUGUUCAUAGGCAUGCUGGGGAUCUUGGAAAUAUCUUGGCAGCUGAUGAUGGAAGGGCUUCCUUCCGGAUGGAAGACAACCAGCUGAAGGUUCAUGACAUCAUCGGCCGCUCACUGGUGGUAGAUGCAGGGCAGGACGACUUGGGCCGCGGAAGCCACCCGCUCUCAAAAGUCACUGGAAAUUCGGGUGAGAGAGUGGCCUGUGGAAUCAUUGCGCGCUCUGCCAGCCUCUUCCAGAACCCCAAGAAAAUAUGCACCUGCGAUGGAGUGACGCUGUGGGAAGAACGGGAGCGGCCUGCAGCCAGGCCAGACCGGAAAGCUGCUGGCCAACCCACCCCUCAUCUCUAGGCUUUGAAGUUCUGCCCAGGCUCUCUUUGGGCUAGGACAUCCCAAGGGUUCCAGCUGCUUUCAUUUUCCUGUGUGUCCUAAGUGCAAUGUGUUAGGCAGGAGUUCAACAGGUGCUGCUUUGUAGUGGCGUAGUAAUGGCAAGCGCUUAGCCCCUUGAAUGUCUUAAUUGUGAAGUUCUUAAAAGGCACUGGAGGAGGAAAUGUAGCCUAUUCUGCAGUGACAUGGUAAAGCAUCAGUCCUUGUGAGGUAUGUGUCAUAUGAAUUAUAUCCCUUGUCUGAAUUCUAAAAUAGUCAUUUAUGAGCAAAGAGUUUGUUGGAAAGUGUUGUUGCUCUUCCAGUGUCUUUGGGCCACCCAUAAACAAGUCUGCUAGCUUUA